Podarcis lilfordi (Lilford's wall lizard) is the source of this 7129-nucleotide messenger RNA. The record is from the annotation of a GenBank genome assembly. Lineage: Eukaryota; Metazoa; Chordata; Lepidosauria; Squamata; Lacertidae.
AUGGCGGCGGCCGGAGGGCCGGUGCUGAACGGGGCGGACGCGGGCGCCGCGGGGCUGAAGGAGGCGGCCGGCAUGUACGAGCAGCUGAGGGCCGAGUGGAACCGCAAGAACCUCAGCCUGAGCAAGUGCGGAGACUUGCUGGGCCGCCUCAAGGCAAGGGGGCCGGCGGGGGCGCUUGAAACGGGCAGGGGGACCGAGAAACCGUCGCGGGGCGGGGGGGGAGCCUGGAAACAGCCCCGCCGAGGGCGGCGCGGCGCCACUAGAAACCGCCCUCGAAGUCGGAAAGGGGCGGGAGGCAAGGAGGGGAAGAGGGACCCCUGGCUGGGGUGCCAUCUCGAGGGCUGCGGGGAAAGCGUGGCCGGGGACGGGGGACGGGGACUGCCAUUUACAGUGAGGUGGUUAGUGGAAGCAGGCGCUGGGGAAGGGGGCGAGGAAGGAGAAUGGGAAGCCUUUGUCCCGCGAGAAGGUCGGGCAGAGAGGGCUGAAACCCGCGUCUGGGAGGCAGGGAGAGCGAGUGGUUUGCAUUGAGGGGUGAAAAGCAUGAAACACCUUUCAAGGGCGAUCUCCCAUCCCUAAAUAUUGUGCAUUAGAAUGACAGAAUCGUAGAGUUGGAAGGGACCCCCAAGGUCAUCCAGUCCAACCCCCUGCAAUGCAGGAAUCCCAGUGACUGCUUAAGAUCCUCCCAAGGAAGGAGAGCCCACCAGCGCUUGUGGUACAGCUCCUACUGUCAGGAAGUUCUUCCUGAUGUUCAGCCCGGAUCUCUUUGGCCCCCGCAUGUCUCCAGGCGGGAGUGGGAAAAACUCUCUGCCUGAUCGCUGCCGGUCAGUGUGGGCAGUACUGAGCUAGAUGGAGCAGACGACCUCAUUCCGCAUCGGACAGUUUGCUGUGCCCCUGUUUGAGGUGGCUCUGUCCCGGCAAGCCUCUGGGUGCCGGGCUCCUUUGCUGCCGGAAGAGGAGGCCAGUGACUCAGCGGAGAUGUUUUUGCCUGAGCUGAAAACCUGUUUACGAGCCUCUCUCUUUUGGCUGAGUCAGGUCGCUGAGCCUUGCCGUGAUUGAGGCAGUCCUUAACAGCAUCCGGUCUCCAGCUGCAGCCAGCCAGCUGCCUCAAUGGAGAUUUCAAGCAAAACAAUUCGGCACAGCAUCAUAGCUGUCAACCUUCCCUUUUGUUUGCGGCAAAUUCCCUUAUUCCAGCGCCGUUUCCCGCUGCUUCCCGCUGCUAUCCCGGAUUGUUAGAUAUCCCGUAGACUGUCCCCGGGACAGGUGAGGCUGCUGAUCCCUUAUUUUCGAGGCUGCUGAUCCCUUAUUUUCAAAUCUGAAAGUUGACAGCUAUGCACAGCAUUCAUGCACUAUCCCAAAAGCAGCAGGGUUGGGAAAGGCGAGAGCCUGCAGUUGUUGGUUUUGGACUUCAACUCCCAUCAUCCCAUUAUUAUUAUUAUUAUUAUUAUGUAUUGAAUUUGUUAGUCACUUUAUCUUGCCCAGGAUAGCAGAAAGUGACUUAGACAGACAAGCAAACAUACCAUAAAAACCCACAUAGGUGCAGAAAGAAAUACACUAAAAACAUCCCACCCACUUCUAGAAAGACCACAGAUAGUUAAAUGCCAAAGGCCUGAUUAUAAAGCUUUUUCCUGGUGCCUAAUCCUUGCCCAUCAGCCAUGGUUUCUGGGUCUGAUGAGAACUGGAGUCUUAACAACUUUUGAAGGGUUGCGGCCUCUCUGGUACUAGAGUUACUGGGGAAACUCAGCCAGAUGGGCAGGGAAUAAAUAUUAUUAUUAUGCUUCUAAGGUUGGAAUGCUCCCUUCCUUCCUUAGCUGAUAGCCGUUCACAGCUCCCGGCUCCCCAAAUUCAUCCAAUUCUUCAUUUUUUCAAGCCACCAGCCAUCAAUAGUAAGGUGUUAAGUCAGACUGCAAUAGCUCUAAACCAGGCUUUGCCAACCCUGUGCCCUCCAGGUGUUACAGCUCUCAUCAGCCCCAGCAGUAACCUCUCUCUCCCUCUUUCUGCUCUGUUCCAGUUAGCUCUGCUUGAACUCAACUUUCUGCCCACAACAGGAACAAAACUGACUAAACAGCAGCUUAUCUUGGCAAGUGAGUAUAAUCCGACCCAUGCACAAGGUUGAUAGGAAUCUCCUAACACAAAGAGAAAUCUGUGAGGCAAAUUCAUCCCUCAAAAGUUUGCCGUUUAGCUGCCAACACGGUCUCUGUUCUCAAGAACAGCCACUGUCCUUGUUGCUGAUGAUAAUUUAAAGAAUGCAUCUUCACCUGUCCCUCAGGCUUGGGAGAAAGUGACAAAAUCACACUGUGGGCAAGGAAAAGAGCAAGAAACUUGAUGAAACUUUUCCCUUCUCUAUGUACCAUUAUUUGUUGGUUUGCUGUGUUUUAAGCUCUGCCUCAUAUUAUUUGUUUAUUUGGGAGUUUUUGUACCUCACCCGCUAGCUGAAGUUUACAAUACGUUUUAAACAUGACAAAACGGACAAUGAUACAGGAGUCAGCAGGGGGGUAAAUGUGUAUAUUAGCUUUCUCCUCUUGUCCCCUGAUGUUCCCACAAAUGCCAUUCUGUUGCUGAGUCUCCUGCCUUGGAACCAACAAUUGAAGCAGCAAAAUAUUAGUCCCAUACAGGCCAGAACUUCCUCACUGCAUGACUGCUGCUGCUGCUGUCUCUCACAGCCCCUGGUCCUGGUGGCAGAUGCAGGAGGUGCUGGUGGAGUAGAGAUGUUGUGGGCCUCCCUCCCAGCUCUUAUAUGAGCCACCUAGAAUUAUAGAGUUGGAAGGGUCCCAAAGCGUCAUCUAGUCCAGGCUCCUGCAAUGCAGGAAUCUCAACCAUACCAUCCUUGACAGAUGGCCAUCCAACAUCUGCUUAAAAACCUCCCGAGGAAGAAGAGUCCACAGCCUCUCGAGGGAAUCUGCUCCACUGUCGAACAGCUCUUACUGUUAGAAAUCUGUUCGUAAUCUUCGCCAGACUUGGAGGCAAGAUACCAGCUUGAUCUGCUUGCUCUGCUCUAACAUUGCAACUCCCCUGCUUGUGGUUGCUAAUGCUCUGCCCCUCAUUUCCCUUCUUGCCCCGCAAGGAGAUAUUCUAGAAAUCGGAGCGCAGUGGAGUAUCUUGAAGAAAGACAUCCCAUCUUUUGAGAGGUACAUGGCCCAGCUGAAGUGCUACUAUUUUGAUUACAAGUAAGUAUUCCUGCCUUGAAUACUUGUUUUACUCAUCAGGGUUUUUAUCCCCAAACCCAACUUUGAUGUUUUUCAGGAAUUUUUUAAAAUAAUUUUUCCUCAACGAAACAAAAGCCCCAUAAUUCCUCCGAUGUGCAGGGGAUGGGAGCACCAUGGGGUGGGGCAGCAGAAGAGGCAAAAUCAUUCCUUUGGCUCAAAUGAUCUAUUGCUCCUGUGCCUUUUCGGGUGUCUCUGGCUAAAGCACUCCAUAACACAAAUUCAGCAUCUCUCUCUUCCCCCUUCCCCCCUCAGAGAUGAGUUACCGGAGUCAGCCUACAAGCAUCAGCUGCUGGGCUUGAACCUUCUCUUCCUGCUGUCUCAGAACCGUGUUGCAGAGUUCCACACUGAGCUUGAAAGGCUGCCAGCCAAGGACAUUCAGACCAACGUCUACAUCAAGCACCCUGUAUCUUUGGAGCAGGUGACGCCUCUCCUUCUCUUUACUUUUCUGCUUCCCAGGCCCUGUGAAUAAGUGCUUAACUAGCAAAGUGCCCUUAACUGGGUAGAGAGGAGGUAUACAGUCAUACCUCUUGUUACGUUUGCUUCAGGUUGCGUGUUUUCAGAUUGCGUCCCACGGCGACCUGGAAGUACCAGAAAGGGUUAUUUCCGGGUUUCGCCACUCGCGCAUGCGCAGACACACAAAAUGACGUCAUGCGCAGAAGCGGCGAAUUGUGACCUGCAGGCGCAGGCUGCGUUCUGCUCAUGUUGCGAACGGGGCUCCAGAACGGAUCCCAUUCACAACCAGAGGUACCGCUGUAUUUAGUUAUUGUGUGCCCCCUACCUCCCCCAGGUAAACAAUGAAAUAUAGCAAUUUUCUAAUGCAGCUAUAAAACAACACAAAAGCACCUUCCAGUUGCAUUUGAAAACUCUGCUUGUUUCUGGGAAGGUCUUUAGCUUAGUAGGAGGAGCACUUUCCUUUCAUGCAAAGGGUCCCAAGUUCAAUCAACUCGUUCUUGGAAGCCCUGUAGACCACUGCCAGUCAGUGUUGGCUGUACUGAGCAAGACAGGGCAAUGCUCCAACUUGGUAUGAGGCACCUUCCUAUAUUCCUGCGCUCUAUGAAACAAGGCUAAACUGCAGUCCUCGCAAGAGCGUUAAGUCUGAAAAGGCCGUGCUUCUUGUGGAAACCAAUCUUGACUUUCCAAAAUAGCAAGCCUUGUUCGUGGACCUUAAAAACCCGCUGUGGGAAGAAGCCUUGUAUGGGAGGAGAAGGUUUUCCUGAGAUAGCGGGGGGCCUAGGCCACCCAUUCUAAAGCUGUGUGUGUAACUGAAAUAAUGACAUAUUCUCCCUAAGUGGUGUGCCCAAAGGGUUAAUAGAAAAGGUGGGUUGGGUCCUGGAAAGGGAAGAGUUGAAGGUGAGGAGAGGGUUGCUGCUUUGGAGGAGUUCUGUGAGGGACUUACAGACAUAACACAACAAAAACUAAUGCAAUACGUUAAUAAUUGGAUAAAACCAGCAUUGGAAAUUCGCCAGGGACAUUUUGCACCUGGCUAUUGGGCCUUUGCGACCAGGUGAAGAUGCCCAGGUACCGGACAUCUCUACCAUCUGGAGGUGCAUGCCUGGGGAUCCUUGGAUCGUGACUCUUUUCACACACUUAACAACGCAUCCUGUAGAAUUCUAUCCGUGAUAUUUUAUCAGCACAAUCAGAACAAAUUUCAGGAACCAAAAAGUCAUAUUUAAAAAUAGGACUUUCCAGGCGCCUGGUCCCAAAAUGGCAACUAGACAUACCGUUUUGGUGACUGUAACCCUGGUUUAAGGAGCCAUUUGGCGUCUAUCUGAUAUAUCUGUGAGUUUCUAACACAGGAUAAAACCUUAUUAAGACAAUAUGCUGUUCCAAAAUUUUCAGUGACCACACCCUUCUUUCUGUUGUGUAUUGAUUGCUAUGUUAUCAGUUGUACGUCGUGGCCUUGGUCAGCUACCUUGAAAAGCUGACUAAUAAAUUGUUUAUCUCUGCGAUACUCUUCCUCUUUCCUCCUGCCUUAGUAUCUGAUGGAAGGCAGUUACAAUAAAGUCUUCCUGGCAAAAGGCAACAUCCCAGCCGAGAGUUACGCUUUCUUCAUCGACAUCCUGUUGGACACUGUCAGGUGGGUCGUGGUGUCUUAGCUCUCUCAGACUCAUUUUAUAAACAUGGGGAAAGGGCUUCUGGAAGGGCAGGUGAUAUUUCCUCUUGUGCACACCAGGAGUAAGAAUUGAGACUGAAGUAUAUCUGCCAUUGGUAUUCCUCAAAAAAACACCGCCUAUCAAAAGCCUGAGAAACUUGCCUAGUUCCCACCUAGUUGUGUCUGUGACACCAUCCCAUCCCUUUGUGGAAUAUGGUAGUUAAUACAGACCAACACAGCAGCUGUGAGGAUUACUGAGUAUAUGUGAUGUGUUUUAAACAAUAUAGACCCUGUAACCUCACAGCCCAGCCAUAUCUUAAGCACCUUGAAAUCCCGUAUCAGUCUCAGUGGGAGAGAAUUCAGCACCUCCUUACGUCUCCUCUUGACAUCAGUGGAGCUUAAGAUCCCAGGGCCACGGAGGUUAGGCUGGCCUCAGCCAGGGCUUUUUCGGCCGUGGCCCCAAUCUGGUGGAACGCUCUUGUCACAAGAGACUAGGGCCUUGCGGGACUUGACAUCUUUCCGCAGGGCCUGCAGGACAGAGCUGUUCCACCAGGCCUUUGGCCAAGGCACAGUCUGACCCCCUCUCUCCUUCUGUAAUCCUCAUAGAACUCUAGCCCAAUGGUUGCCAUUAAUUUGAUUCUGAAUUGAUUUUAGAAUGAAUUGGUUUUAGAAUGUAUUUCAAUUAAUUAAUUGUGAUUUUAUGUAAACUGUGUUACUUUUAUUGUUGUUAGCCGCUCUGAGCCUGGCUUCAGCUGGGGAGGGCGGAAUAUAAAUAAAUUAUUAUUAUUAUUAUUAUUAUUACUAAUAAUAAUAAUAAUACCCCUGCUUAACAGCGGCUGAGUUGUGUGCCAAGAAUUCCGCCUGGGUGACCUGACCUGCUUGUGUUCCGUUUUUUCCCUCCCACCCCAGGGAUGAAAUUGCCAGCUGCAUUGAGAAGGCCUAUGAGAAGAUCCUGUUCAAUGAGGCCACUCGCAUGCUCUUCUUCACCCCCAAGAAGAUGACAGACUAUGCCAAGAAGGUGAGAAUUUGAGUACAGACUUCCAGAGUUAACGUUAAAUACAUUACUUCUGGUAAAUGAACCACUGUAGCUGCUGGAGGGGCGUGGAAAUUUGUUUACCAGGCUUUUUAUACUCCUCUACCCAUGUACUAGAGGGACGCGGGUGGCGCUGUGGUCUAAACCACAGAGCCUAGGGCUUGCCGAUCAGAAGGUCAGCGGUUCAAAUCCCCGCAACAGGGUGAGCUCCCGUUGCUCGGCCCCAGCUCCUGCCAACCUAGCAGUUCGAAAGCAUGUCAAAGUGCAAGUAGAUAAAUAGGUACCGCUCCGGCGGGAAGGUAAACGGCGUUUCCGUGUUCUGCUCUGGUUCGCCAGAAGCAGCUUAGUCAUGCUGGCCACAUGACCCGGAAGCUGUACGCCGGCUCCCUCGGCCAGUAAAGCGAGAUGAGCGCCGCAACCCCAGAGUCGGCCACGACUGGACCUAAUGGUCAGGGGUCCCUUUACCUUUACCCAUGUACUAUCUGAAACCCAAGAGUUGGUUGCCAGAUGUGAAAUACAUUGGCACUAUUUUCAGCUCUCCUACAAGGCCAAGAUGAGGGAGGGCCCUUUGCUGGAGAAACAAGCCUCAGUGUUCAUGGUUUUGUAGCAUUGUUGUUUAAAAAAACAAAGAAUCUCAUAUAAUGUCCUCUUGCCCUUUUACAGCGAGGCUGGGUUCUAGGCCCAAACAGCCACUACUGUUUCACAGGCCAGCAGCAGAAGCCGGAAGAUGCCACCAUCCCUUCGACAGAGCUAGCCAAACAAGUUAUUGAAUAUGCCCGGCAGCUGGAGAUGAUCGUCUAG